This is a messenger RNA of Nyctereutes procyonoides (raccoon dog), 2389 nucleotides long. RefSeq names its product glycine rich extracellular protein 1 (gene GREP1). Bases 39 to 2297 code for a protein of 752 amino acids. Lineage: Eukaryota; Metazoa; Chordata; Mammalia; Carnivora; Canidae. The record is from RefSeq and is a predicted model, not a curated record. The transcript is spliced from 31 exons.
GGGAUCUUGGGGUUAGGAGAAGCAGCCACCUCAACAAUAUGUGGGGGACGCUGCUGACUCCGCCCCACCCUCCUCAGAGCAGCGAACUGGUGCCCCCUUCGGCAUCUCCUUUCCCUCCUGUGCACACUGCCCUCCACCUAGGACACCAAGACUGUUCUGGCGCCAUCGCACCCGUGUGCCGCACCCCGGACACCCCCAACCCCUCCCUGUCCCCGCUUGUUCUCUGUGCCACCCCGUGGGGCCCCGUGCCGAGGUGGGGGGGGCACGAGUCUGCUCGCUGCGCGCCCUCUGGGCCAGCUGGGAGUGGGCUCCAGGGCCCCUGCCUGGCACCAGCGGGGCCCUCCACCCUCUGGGGUGGACCUACCAGAGCCAGAAUGGCUGUGGGGGAGGUGUCCUGGGAGAUCCUGCAGGAGGGAAUCCGGGGACCCUCACCUACUCCCUGGGUCCCCCCUGGCUGCAGAGGGGCUAUUAAACCUCAGAAGCCAGGUGGGCAUGCCCCAGCUCUGCUCUGGCUCCCCACCUUUCUCUCACACCCCUUAUCUCCAUCUGUCCACCCAGGAUUUGAGAACGGGAAUGGACUGGGAACCCAGCCAGGCAUCGGAGCGGGUAUAAGAGCCCAGAAGCCAGGGUUUGGGAACAGAAAUGGGCUGGCAGCAGGGGCCUUCCCGGGUGCUGUCACCCAGCCAGGUUUUGGAGGUGGUGUGCAACCCCAGAAGCCAGUAUACGGAAAUGGACUGGGAAUGGGUGCCUUCCCAAGGCUGGGAGCCCAGCCAGGCCCCAUGGCUCAGAAUGGCGGCCAGGGACCAGGAGUUGGAGGGGGCGUGAAGCCUCAAAAGCCAGCAUUUGGCAAUGGGAACGGAAUGGGAGUCGGAGCCCAGCCAGGCCUGGGAGCGGGUGUAAGUCCACAGAAGCCAGGAUUCAGGAAUGGGAAUGGGCUAGGAGGCGGUGCCUUCCCAGGAGCAGGAGCCCAACCAGGUCCUGUGACUCAAAAUGGCUACGGACCAGGCUUUGGAGGGGGUAUGAAGCCCCAGAAGCCAGGAUUCGGGAACGGCAAUGGGCUGGGAGCCCAGCCAGGCCUAGCAACCCAGAAUGGAUAUGGAGCAGGCUUUGGGGUGGGCACGAAGCCUCAGAAGCCAGGAUUCGGGAACGGCAACGGGCUGGGAGCCCAGCCAGGCCCUGUGGUCCCCAUGGGCUACAGACCAGUCUACAGGAAUGGGCUGGGAGCAGGAGCCUUCCCAGGCGAGGGGGCCCAGCCAGGCCUGGGAAGGGGCCUGAGCCCUCCAAAGCCAGGAUACUUGCCAGGGCCCGGGCUGCAGCUCCCAGCAGCUCUGGGAGGGGGUGUGAAACUUCAAAAGCCAGGAUAUGGCAACGGAAAUGGGUUGGGGGCCCAGUCAGGUCCCUGCAAUGGGAGGGUCCCUCCACUGCUUCUCCCCAAGUUUCCCACUUCGGGGACCCCUUCUGAUAAAGGGGGCGACUGGGGUCCCAAAUCUCAGCCCUCUCCCCCAGUGCAGAACAGCAAGUUCCCAGCACCGACUCCGGCCAUCUCCUGGGGACUGAAGCCUCAGAAAGCAGGGUCCCAGCUCCCGAAUGGCUAUGGAGCAGGUACAGAACUGGGCUUUGGUGGUGGCCUCAAGCCUCAGAAAGUCGAGUUCCCUGGGGCCAAUGGCUUUAGGAACGGCUACGGGGAGGAAGCACCUGCCUACCCCAAAGCAGCAGUUCCAGGCCCCGAAGGAAAUGGUAGGAACGAGUGUUUAGGUGAUGAACCGUGCUGCCUGGGACCUCUGAGGCCCCGGGAAGGUUGCGGCAUCCUGGACGUCCAGCUCCGGAGGGCCGGGGUGCUCACAGCAGCCCUCCUCUGCAGGUCAGGCCGGGGCCCUCCGCGGCUCUUCCUGGCCCUCCGUCCAGCCCUGGGGCCUCGCCCCGAAGCCUGGAUAUGGGGCUGGAGGCGCGUAUCCAGGGGUCGGGAGCCAGCCAGCGACCUAUGGACAGCUGAGGCCAGAGCUGGGCCCUGGCCCCUUUGGCAGCCCGGAUGCGAAGAGAGGCAGCAGCGGCCUGGGAAAUGGCUAUGGAGGCCCCUGACCUCUUGGGAGGCGCUGAGCCCUGAGGCCCUGCUGCUGACCCCUCCUGAGCACCCUGGACGCAGCCUGGGGUGUUGGGCAAGGGCGCCCAGACCCGGGGGCAUGCUUCUGGCCUGGGGUCUCCUGCAGGCUGAAAGUAUUAAUAAAGGCGACGUGCUUCACUGUUUGGCUGUGUGCUAUGUGCUGCUGCAGGCCCUCACCUCAUUCACCUGUUCCUAACGGGGCAGCGCUUUGUCACCAUCCAGAGGGGGAGCCACAUCCCAGUUAGGGGACCUGUGCAUUAUUGAUGUCCAUGUUUAUAACCAACCUAU